AAGCAGAAGAAGAAGUGUCAAAGUGUAAAAAUUGUUGCUGUUAUUACUAGCGGCAUUUUGGAAAUUAAAUUAUGUUAAGUGCAUAAAUUGUGAGAUGCAAGAGCAACAACACUAUCGACAACAACAACCAGAAAAGUGAAGUGAAACGUUAAGGUGCAAAGAGAGAAAGAGAGAAAAUAAAAAAAAGAAGUUGGCAGUUGAAGCUGCAAACAACAACAACAGAAUAACAAUAGCAACAACAACAGCAACAACACAGAAACAUGCAUAUAUAUCGAAAAGCGCUCGAGAACUAAAUAAGUUGCAAUGUGAAGAGCGGCCCUAAAACAAGUGAAAAUCGUGCAAAAAAAAAUACAGUGAAAAGUAACAAGUAAAAAGUGCAGGGAAAACUUGUCAAGGAGCCCAGAAGGCAGCCCAGAAGCAGAAGAAGAAGCAGAAGCAGCUGCUGUGACGAUUGACAAGACAAAAACAAGAGUAGAAACAAAGACAAAGCCACAGCGGCAAGUGGCAAGAGUUUGACAAGUGGCACAAGUGGCAACCGAAAAGCACGCAGCUACUUUUUCAACCCAAAACCUCCUUCUUCUUCCCCUUUUGCGACUCCCCUAAAAUCUCCUGCAGUUUGCAGUCCAUGGUCGCGUAGCUUUUGUAUGCGGCUCACAUGCCGUGGCCAGAAGAACAAGAAGCACAAGCUGAAUAAGCCAAGAGAAAAUCAUCAACAAGCAGAACAAUGUGCUGGCCAAAUACCGCAACGAAAUAGAGCAUCGACAAGGCCAAAAUAAAGAAAAAUAUAUAUACAUUUAAAAUAAAAGGAGCAGCAGAUGUGUUGCUGUGAUGCCACAAGGACGCACUUAAGUACAGCAAAAGCAGCAGCAAAAUCAGCAGGAAUCUACACAGCAUUUGCCUAGAGCAGAAGACAGAAGACAGUCUUCAAUUGCAGCAUGCGAAAACACAAAGUGCCGCACAGCGGCGACACCAACAGUCCAAGGACAACGCCAACAACCACAACAACAACACCAAUAAGAGGACAACAGGGCAACAACGAGACAACAAACACAACAGCAGCGAGCAGGACAAACCAGAGAACAACAACAUCCACAACAGGAAAUCCCACAACGUCAUCCACAGUUGAAAUGGAGCAACAACGCAUGUUGCUUGGUCAUGUCCCAGCAACAGCGACUGCAACUGCAACUGCAACAUCAGAUGCAACAGGAGAUGCAACACAUGCAACUAGUCGCCUUGCAGCGCCUUUGUCAUCGGUCAGCUGUCAGCAGCGACCUGCCGCAGCUGCAAGUUGCAAGGAUCGACCGCGAUUUAGAGUGCAGUUAAUGUCCUUGCUGCAGAUCGCCAGCUAUGCGUUGUGUCUGUGCGCCUUUAGCUUUGCUCUCUAUGCGAAUGUGAGGCAGACGCGGCUCGAGCAGCGACUGCAGCGCUUGCAACAACUUGACGCACGCAUUGUCGAACUCGAACUGCGCCUGGAGCAGCAACAACUCAUCCAUUGGCCCGCCGAGCAGGCUCAGAUCAUUGCCAGUCCCAGUCCCAAUCCCAUGUUCAUCAGUGAGAAUUCCUCCUCUGAUCACUUGGCGUUGCACGUGCGUCGCGAACUUCAUCGCCUGCGUCGCGAUGUUUCCCACUUGCAACUGACGCGACGUCAGCAGCGUCGCCAGGCGGCAGAGGCAGCGGCAGCGGCUGCUGUGGCAGCGGGACAAGCACAAGGAGGCAGCCCAAUUGUCAAUGCGAAUGGGGAGUGUCAGUGUCAACCAGGUCCUCCCGGUCCACCCGGACCACCAGGAAAGCGAGGGAAGCGCGGCAAGAAGGGAGAUCCCGGUGACAAGGGCGAUGCGGGCCUCAAUGGCAUCAGCGGGGAAAAGGGCGCUGCCGGAAAGCCCGGCGAUAAGGGCCAAAAGGGCGACACCGGCCAUCCGGGCGUGGACGUCUUCCAAACAGUCAAGGGCCUGAAGAGAUCGGUGACAACGCUGCAUGGCGGCACGUUGGGAUAUGCGGAAAUUGUUGCUGUUAAGGACUUGCAAGAAGCGGGCGUUAACGUAUCCGCUUCCACGGUCAUACAGCUGAAGGGCGAACCAGGAGAGCCUGGACCGCCAGGACCACCAGGUGAACCAGGUAAUCCGGGCGUGUCGGGCGAGCGUGGACCACCCGGAGAAACAGGACCUCAAGGCUUGCAGGGAGAGGCCGGACAACCAGGUCCCAUAGGACCGCCUGGAGUGGCGGGCGCACCUGGCACAAAGGGUGACAAGGGCGAUCGCGGUGAUCGUGGACUCACCACAACCAUCAAGGGUGACGAGUUCCCUACGGGCAUCAUCGAGGGUCCGCCGGGACCUCCUGGACCACCUGGUCCGCCCGGAGAGCGGGGUGACCGCGGUGAGGUGGGACCCAUCGGACCCGCCGGACCGCCAGGCGAGAAAGGACCGCGUGGCAAGCGGGGCAAGCGGAUAUUUGGACCUGGUGGCACAAAGUUGGAGGAUGACUACGAUGAGCCGCCAGUCACACUGCUGCGCGGUCCACCCGGACCACCGGGCACAUCCGGCAAGGACGGACGAGAUGGACGCGAUGGCAGCAAGGGUGAGCCAGGUGAGCCUGGAGAGCCGGGAUCCUUGGGUCCACGUGGCCUGGAUGGUCUGCCUGGGGAGCCGGGCAUUGAAGGUCCUCCGGGACUGCCAGGCUACCAGGGACCACCUGGGGAGAAGGGAGAUCGCGGCGAUAUUGGUCCACCUGGUCUGAUGGGACCUCCUGGUCUGCCCGGACCUCCAGGCUAUCCGGGUGUCAAGGGAGACAAGGGCGAUCGUGGCGAUUCGUACCGCAAGAUGCGUCGUCGGCAGGACGAUGGAAUGUCCGAUGCUCCACAUAUGCCCACAAUUGAAUACCUAUAUGGUCCUCCAGGUCCACCUGGUCCUAUGGGUCCCCCAGGACACACUGGCAGUCAAGGCGAGCGCGGAUUGGAUGGACGCAAAGGUGAUCCUGGCGAAAAAGGACACAAGGGAGAUCAAGGACCCAUGGGCUUGCCCGGUCCAAUGGGAAUGCGCGGUGAAUCUGGUCCCUCUGGUCCCGCGGGCAAAGCCGGAAUUCCGGGUCCACCAGGUUUGGAUGGCAUGAAGGGUGCUCAGGGCGAGACGGGACACAAGGGGGAACGCGGUGAUCCAGGACUGCCGGGCACCGACGGCAUUCCCGGCCAGGAAGGUCCACGUGGCGAACAGGGAUCACGAGGGGAUGCUGGUCCGCCGGGUAAGCGAGGCCGGAAAGGAGAUCGCGGCGACAAGGGCGAACAGGGUGUGCCCGGUCUGGACGCACCCUGUCCGCUGGGCGUUGACGGGCUGCCAUUGCCGGGCUGCGGUUGGCGGCCGCCAAAGGAGACCAUUAUCUCAACGCCCAUGCACAAGGAUUAUUUACCAGAUGUCACACAGCCGGAGAGCAAUGCCAGCGAUUAUGAGCAGGAGGAUGACGAGGAGGAGGAGCAGCCGGAAGAUAAUGAAAACGAAUAUGAUGAAUAUCACGAGAAUUUGCAUAACAACGACUAAAAACGAGAACUGGCAGACGUGGCUCAAGGACGAGCUGAACGCGCUGCAGCAUACGAAAAC
Molecule: messenger RNA, 3587 nt
Organism: Drosophila innubila
Lineage: Eukaryota; Metazoa; Arthropoda; Insecta; Diptera; Drosophilidae
Product: collagen alpha chain CG42342
Exons: 20
Coding region: 936-3527 (863 amino acids)
Source: RefSeq, a predicted model, not a curated record